GUCUGUGUGUGUUUAUCGAUGUAUCUGCUAGCUGGCCGGGUUGGUGUGUGCAUGUUGGAUGCAUUUAUUUGGGUGAUACUCCCUCCCGGACGCAGAGAAAAGGGCAGAGGGCGAAAGACAAAGCCAACAGAGCUGGGACAUCACAGAAUGAGACAAGAGGCUUUGGGACGGACUACAUUUAAGGGCCAAAAAAGGGGGUGGGGGCGAGGGGUACACAGGAUUGUGUUUGAGUGUAUGUAGUGGGCAGUUGUUAACCUUCUUAUCAUGGUGUCACAUGCCCGUCGCUGGAGACAGAGCUGGACAAAAACACAAAUGCAGAGACCUCGACUAAGGAGACGCACUUUACUCUCUUUUCUUUUCCCCUCAUUUCCUGCUCCAUGCUUUCAGCAGCCUAUUAUCUUGUUCUCCUGCUAACGUCUAACUCUGUUUUUGUCAAACGUUCUUUUGUGUAGCUUGUCGGCUGCAUGUUUUUUUGACAACGCUCACUGCUGCCUGUCCUGUGCUUUCUGCUUUUAAUGUUUCUUCCUCUUACUUCCUGCCUCACUGCUGCUUUCUCCUACCAUCCAGACUAAGCCUUUUCUUUAACGUGCUGCUAAUCCACUUGUCUUCUCACCUUCUAACCUUUAUUUUCUCCUUGCCUCCUAUCUUUUGGAUGGAUAGCUACUCCAUUCUCUACAGUUCCUCCCAAAGAACCGGACUUCUCUCCGGCUUCCAGCGCCUCCGCUCUCAGAGAAAGAUGUGUGAUGUCGUCCUAGAGGCUGGCGGUGUAUCUUUCCCAUGUCAUCGUGCCCUUUUGGCCAGCUCCAGCGAGUAUUUUUGGGCUCUGUUUGGAGAGACUACCGCGGAGAGAUUAGCGGACUCCAUUACCCUUCCGGCGUUAACACCUGAGGGUUUAGAUGCCAUUUUGGACUUCCUGUAUUCUGGCUGGCUGAGUGUAUCACCGUCUACACUUCCUGUCGUCUUGGAGGCGGCCAGGUACUUGCAGGUGGAGCCGGCUGUGUCAAUAUGCGAGCGCUUUAUGACUGAUGGUUUAAGCGCUGAGAAUUGCUGCUGCUAUGCUAACUUGGCCGAGCAUCACACCCUCUCAGAUGCACUUGAUGCCGCCAAUCAAACCAUCGCUAUGGAGAUGGGGACAUUGCUACAGGAAAGCAGGGAUGACCUUCUCGGGCUAAAUAUCCAAUCACUGAUGGCGGUGCUCGAUGCUGACGAGAUACCUGGUGUGAAGGAGGUGGAUCUCAUAAAGGUGGCUCUGGAUUGGCUGAAUGAGAACGGGCCCCUCCCUCUGCUGAAAUCAAAUCUUCUGCUGAGUCGCCUGCGCUUCGGAUUGGUUGCCCCCUCUGACCUCACCAAUCAAAGCCACGCCCACAGAGCCAUGGCCACACCUCUAAUCAGAAGUCAGCUGACUCGAGCAUUAGAGUACCAUAGGCUAGGUCCAGCUCAGCCAAUCAGACAGAGCAAACAGUCAACGCUCAGGGUGUCGCCCAGUCGUGUGCUGCUUGUGGGUGGAGGAUCCAGCCCUGAUUGGCCAGAACAAAAAAUGCUGGCGUUUGAUCCCAGAAGCAGGAAGUUUUCAUCCCUGGGUUCCAGUCUCCCACUGCGACUGAAAAAUCACUGUGUGUGCUCGGUGGGAGGUUUCCUCUUCGUACUCGGAGGAGAAGAAGUGAAAGAGGGAGACGAGGAUGGGAAAAAGUCUGUCACCACGGCAACAUCCAACCAGGUGUGGCGCUACGAUCCUCGCUUCGACCACUGGGAGAAGGUGGAGUCCAUGCUGGAGAGGCGGGCGUGGUUCACCUGCUGCGUGGUGGAGGAUUUUAUUUAUGCCAUCGGGGGUCGACAAACACAACCAGACAGCGACACACACACCUCUGUAGCUUCUGUCGAGUUUUAUGACAUGGCUACGGGAGCAUGGAGGAGAGGAGCAGCGAUGCCUCGCCCCCUUUAUGGCCACGCUUCUGCUGUGCUUGACAACUGCAUCUACGUUUCAGGUGGUCUCCCAGUCAACCAGGGAAGCAUCCAUGGUAGUAACCAUGGCAAUAACCAAGAUGACCAUAGAGAGUGCAGCAGAGAAGUUCUAUUCUGGGACCUCAAAGGAAGAGUCUGGGAGAAGCGAGCGUCCAUGUCCAUCGCCAGGUUCAGUCACCGCCUGGCAACCGUCCACCGCCACAUCUACGCCUUACUGGGAAUGUACGAGCCUUUCUGCGAUAUCGAACAAUACGAUUCACAGUCAGACCACUGGACCCGCCUUCGACCGCUUCCCAUUGGCUCCUUCAACUAUGGAAUGGUGUCGACGCCGACCGGGAAUCUGCUGGUAUUUGGAGGGAGAAGAUGGAGCGACGGACAGGAGGUGAUAGUGAAGAGCGUGUUGGAGUAUGAUACAAAAAAAGAUGGCUGGAGAGAGAUCUGUCAGCUCCCCAGACCUCUCACUGGGGUUGAGUGCACACUGCUGCCCCUGCCAGACUAAAGUGCACAUCGUGUAAGAAGGUUUUUACACGAAAGUGUGAACAUGCCUCUCAUCAGUGCAACGCAGCCUCAACGCGCUGAGAAUGAAGCACACAUAUUGAAAUAAUGGUGCGAUAAUAUCAGAAAUUGUACCCUCAAUUUUAAUGUGUUUGUCAUAUAAACAACAGUUAGGUUUAGUGAACUGAAAAUAGUGGGUUUCAGACAUGAAAGAACAAAGAAGAGGAAGACUAUCCGUCACAGUAGACAGCUUUGCAGACUGUGUUGGGAAAUGAAACUGGGGGUGUCAGAGAUUACACCACCAUCCCAAACUCAACAUUUUAACUUUCAACCUUACUAACUGGCCUGGAUUUCAAGAUGUUUCUGGACCUCAUUAGAGGAGAACAAGAUGUGCAUUGUAUAGGAACAUAUUUCAAACAAGUUCAAUUUAAAACAAGUAGAACUUUACUUUUGUCUCGCUGAGAAUUAGAUGAGACACACAUACAUACACAUUACCUAUUAAAUGUAAAGCUAAUACCGGGAGCUUUGCUUAGCAUAAAGCACAUGACCUCCCAUAUGCCUUAAACUUGCAUUUUUUAACCUUUUGGUUUUUGGGUGGAUUACACUAAUCACAUAUGUGUUAGUUAGUGAGCUUUACAGGUGCUCAAUGCAGAUUUUUUUACCUCUAGACAGAGCUAAGCAAGAUGUUUUUCCCCUUACAGGCCUUUAUGCUAAGCUCAGCUACUCUAUUGCUUCGUAGUUCAACAUUUUAGUAAUAUACUAUUAUUUCUCUUUUGGCCUCAGCUACAACCAGGACACAGCUUAGUUUAAGAUAAAGCACAGUAACAGCAGUAAUAAGCUUUGAGCGCUAGAGCACCAUAAAUGACAAGCAACCACCAGUGAGAAGUGAUACAGGGCCUACAUGUUUUUUUAUGAAUGAUAUUCCUGUGACUGAAUGUGCCAAUGUUCUGCAAAAAGGAGUAAAACAAGAGCUAAGGAGAGAGAUAAAAGGGGAUUUUGAGAACAAGUACAGAGGAGAAGUAAAGAGAUUUAGUGGAAAGAAGGUAAUUCCUGCACAGAUGAGUUUUCAAGAGGAGGUUGAGCCAGAUAGCAGAGGAGGCUAUCACACAUAAAAGGGAAUAGAGAAGAGGUCAAAACAGGAGAUAAGGUGAUGGAGGUGGAGGAGGACAGCUUUGAAAUAAAAACAACAGAAAAGCUAAGCUGAAUAGUAGAUAAGUUGUAGAUAAAAGUUCCAUGCAUGUGACAUUCCUAUUUAUUGACUAGAGAUAAAUAAUAUAUUCUAUAAAGUAGAUAUAUAGGCAAACAAAGAACAUUGAGUGACCUUUUUCGUGUUUUCCUGUUUCACCCAUUUCCAUCUGCACUGACAGCCCAAAUGGACAAAGUAAAGCUGCAGAGUAGAAAAAGCAUUAGCAGGAAAUCAUAUGCACGAUUUGUGGGUAAAAGCUAGGUAACCUGCUGGUUCAUUAUUCAUGAACUUUUAUGCUUGUAUCUUCCAUUUAAUCCUGAAUGCAUACUGCGCUGUCUGCAUUACAUUAUUUAUUUAACACGUUUUAUUAUGUCUGAAGGAAAUGUUGUAUUCGAAAUUAAUUGCGUGUCUCAUCAUACUUGGCAGUGAUUACUGUCAAUGAAAACAGCACUCAACUCGGGUACUAACUUCAAUAGUUAUACAUACAGGCACCUUGAAAUAUGUUAUAUACAAAUCAUGGUGUGUAGACUUUUCACUUGCCUUACUGUCCAAACAUUGUUGGAAUUUAAUGCAGAUUUUUAGCAGUAUUGUACAAUUUAACAUUCCAAGUGGUCAUCAUCAUGAAAUAAUAUAUAUGUAUUAUGAAUUCUCAUUGAUCAUGAACCACUGGAAAAAUUUAAAUUAAGAACCAAUAAAACUGAAUUGCAGAAGUGA
This is a messenger RNA of Morone saxatilis (striped sea-bass), 4357 nucleotides long. RefSeq names its product kelch-like protein 34. The transcript has a single exon. Gene Ontology annotation, molecular function: protein binding. Bases 653 to 2461 code for a protein of 602 amino acids. The record is from RefSeq and is a predicted model, not a curated record. Lineage: Eukaryota; Metazoa; Chordata; Actinopteri; Moronidae.